Molecule: messenger RNA, 2945 nt
Organism: Argiope bruennichi
Lineage: Eukaryota; Metazoa; Arthropoda; Arachnida; Araneae; Araneidae
Product: natural resistance-associated macrophage protein 2-like
Exons: 14
Coding region: 175-1968 (597 amino acids)
Biological process (GO): metal ion transport; manganese ion homeostasis; response to manganese ion
Cellular component (GO): apical plasma membrane
Molecular function (GO): cadmium ion transmembrane transporter activity; iron ion transmembrane transporter activity; manganese ion transmembrane transporter activity
Source: RefSeq, a predicted model, not a curated record
UAUUUUUACAACCAUCCGCGGAAAUUUUUCGGAUCAGCUUUCGACUGGCGGAAAGUGGCCAGUGCGGACGAGUGAAAGAGCACUGCUGCUACUUCAUUGAGUUAUGGAAUAUAUUUUUUUCUUUCAAUAGGAAUAGAAAACACUAGAAAGCAUACAAUAUUUUUUAAUUACAGAAUGGAGCAUUUUAGGAGUAAGCGAGUAUAUUCCUUAAGUGACUCAGUGGAAGACGGAAAUGAGAUAAGGAUGAAGUACUGCACGGAGCUAAAAGAAGAUCAGUCAAUUGCAGACAAAACCACCGACAAGAGCAACUAUGGCACUGUAUCCACUUUUUCGAAUUUCAUGAGCCACACGAAAGAUGUCAUCUCUCACGAUUACAGCUCUGUUCUGGACGAAAAAAUACAUGUUCCUGAAUCUGAAAACUACGAUUUCAGCUGGAAGAAGCUAUGGGCUUUCAGCGGUCCUGGCUUCUUGAUGAGUAUUGCCUACCUGGACCCGGGCAACAUCGAAGCGGAUCUCAAAGCUGGAACCGAGGCCAAGUAUGCUCUGCUAUGGAUUCUCAUGUGGGCCACCAUUCUGGGACUUUUCAUCCAGAGGUUGGCGGCCCGUCUGGGGGCCGUCACCGGUGAGGACUUGGCUGAAACUUGCCGAAGACGGUUCACUCCACUGCCCAGGUACACGCUGUGGAUCAUGCUGGAGAUCACUAUCAUAGCAGCUGACAUGCAAGAGGUCAUCGGAACGGCCAUAGCUCUGUACUUACUUUCCAGUAAAAAGAUUCCGAUAUGGGGUGGAGUUCUGUUAACUAUAUUUGACACCUUCACUUUUCUAUUUUUGGAUAAAUAUGGACUUCGGAAACUGGAGGCCUUCUUUGCAUUUCUCAUCGCUGUAAUGGCUGUCACAUUUGGAUACGAAUACAUCAUGGUCCAGCCGGAUCAAGUAGAAGUGGUGAAAGGGUUGUUCAUCCCCGGAUGUGCCUCCUGCAGCAGUCGAGUGCUCCUGCAGGCGGUUGGCAUCGUCGGCGCCCUCAUCACCCCACACAACCUUUACUUACAUUCGUCCCUCGUCAAGAGCAGGCAAAUCAACAGGAAGAACAAAGCUGAGGUGUCCGACGCCAACAGGUACUACUUCAUCGAGUCCGCCAUCGCCCUCUUCGUCUCGCUCGUCAUCAACAUCUUCGUGAUAGGUGUGUUCGCGGCAGGAAUGAAUGACGUCACCAACAGCCACGUGAGUAACCUGUGCCAUGAGAGAGGAAUAAAUGCUAGUGACGUAUUUGACGAAGGUGAAUCAAUCAUUUCGGGAGACAUAUAUCGAGGAGGCAUAUUCCUAGGAUGUGAAUUCGGUACAGCGUAUUUGUAUAUUUGGGCUGUAGGACUUCUCGCAGCAGGUCAAAGUUCGACCAUGACAGGAACCUAUACUGGACAGUUCGUUAUGGAGGGAUUCUUGCACAUGAAAUGGAAAAGAUGGAAGAGGGUUCUUCUCACUCGAACCAUUGCCAUCCUCCCAACUGUCUCGGUGGCUGUCAUGCAGGACGUUAACCACGUGAGCGGCAUGAACGAUUUCCUCAACGCCCUCAUGUCGAUGCAGCUGCCAUUUGCCCUGCUGACAACAUACCUAUUUACGGCCUCAAAGACGUUGAUGGGAGAUUUUGUUAACGACAGGAAGAACAAUAUCUUCAUGGGAGUGGUGACGACCUUUCUGAUUAGUCUGAAUCUGUACUUCGUAACGAAUUUUGUGAUGGAAACCCUCCCGAUGACGUGGAUAGUUUUCAUUUGCUUCGGCAUUUUCUUGGUCUUCUACACUGUCGUACUUGGAUUCCUGACCCUCUGCUUAUUAGUUGUCUUGGGUUGCAACAGACUGACAAAAUUACCAGUAGUUGGAGUUUACCUAGAAGAACGCUACGAAUUUACGGAUUUUACAAAGCUCGUAGAAUCUACCGAAACUCUAAAUGAAGUAAAAAUGGUACCUCAGUAAAAGAAUAAUGCUGAAUAUUACAGAUUUGUCAUGGCAGAUGGAAGAUUUAUAAUGAAUAAAAGAUGGAGUGGAUUUAUAAGAGCAAAAUAAGCUGAUUCACGAUUCAAAUUAAUUUUGUAAAUGCUUCUAUACAAAAGCAUUUUCAAUAUCUAGCCUUUUUUCCAAAACCAAUUUAAAAACAUUAAUUAGAUGGUUUUUUCAAGCCUUUCUAAAAUAUUUUUCUUUAUAAAAUUGACCAAAAUAAGCUUUUAUGAAUAUAACCAAAACAUUCCAUUAAACUUUAUCAAUAUUCUAUAUUUUUAACAAUAGCAAUAUGGCAAGUAUUUUUUUAAAACCACAUAUUGGCGUAAGCAAAACAAAUCGAAAAUUAAAUUCCUAAAAAAAUUAUUUUUAGAAAAUGAAGCCAUUAUUGAAAUUAAGAAUUUUAUUAAAAAUGCAAUUAUAAUGCUAAUGUGUUUAAAGAGCAGUGCUAUUCUAAUGACAUUUUAAAUCAAUAAAAAAUAUUAUAUAUUUUUACUAAGUUUAAAUCUAGUAAUAUGCAUUUCAAUUUUUUCAAUUAUUGGAUUAAUCUCAAGAAAUCUGCAUUUUAAAAUGUGCAUCCAUAUGAUCAUUUGAAGAUCAAAUAUUUUUGCAUAUGUUUCUGCCAGUUGUGGGAAAAAUGCUUAUAUGGAAGCAUAAUGCAAAAUAAAUAAAAAUUUGAUAAUAUUCAACAUAGCAAGAAAAGAAUGCAUUUGUCAUAAUAAUUCAUGUGUUGGUUUGGGUAACAAUAUAAAUACCUGACAAUAUGACUGGCAAAAAACAUUAUAAUUUCAGCAUGAAUUUUCUAUUUUUCAUGCUCUUAAAAGGGUUGGUUUGAUAAGAGCCUACUAUAUAUGUGUCGUGCGCGAGCGCCAUUUUACUCUGUGUAUAAAUGUUUGUAAUUUAUUUAUAUUUUAUAUUGUAAACUGCCAGAACAAAAUAAAAGUUUUUAAAAUAUA